Molecule: messenger RNA, 567 nt
Organism: Echinostoma caproni
Lineage: Eukaryota; Metazoa; Platyhelminthes; Trematoda; Plagiorchiida; Echinostomatidae
Source: the annotation of a GenBank genome assembly
AUGGCUGAGCUGUUUUAUAAUGGUCGUCGAAUUGACGGACGGAGAGCAAAUGAAUUGCGUAGUGUUUUCUGCCAGUUCGAAUUAGGCAAUUCAGAUGGAAUCGUUCUAUUACAUCAAGGCAACACCAAAGUAAUGGCCUCGGUAGUAGGUCCUCAUCCUUGUCGAUUCAAAGGCGACAUGAAACCUGACGAAGCGUUGAUAUUAUGCAAAUAUAGCAAGCCCCCAUUCUCCUCCACUUCCGGUGAAAGGAGAAAGAUUUCUACGAGAGAUCGAUCAUCUAACGAUUUCGAAAUAUUUACUUGCGUUGUACGAAAAGAUAAGUAUCCUAUGUCUCAAAUUGACAUAUUCCUGGAAGUGCUACAGUCUGACGGUUCGGAGUUUGCAUGUGCUGUCAAUGCUGCAACAUUGGCUCUGACAGACGCGGGAAUUGAAAUGAAACACCUCGUGUGCGCUGUAACCGUCGUUUACCUGAAAAUACUGCAAUUUGAUUUCAUUCUUUUUAGGCUUUAUAACAGACUGCCGCAGAUGACCCAGGUGGCCUAUUUUCUCAAGGAACAAGAUGUCUAA